Ichthyophthirius multifiliis is the source of this 762-nucleotide messenger RNA. RefSeq lists its product as hypothetical. Lineage: Eukaryota; Ciliophora; Oligohymenophorea; Hymenostomatida. The record is from RefSeq and is a predicted model, not a curated record. Gene Ontology annotation, molecular function: RNA binding. Gene Ontology annotation, biological process: ribosomal large subunit biogenesis; rRNA processing; ribosomal large subunit assembly. Gene Ontology annotation, cellular component: preribosome, large subunit precursor; nucleolus. The transcript is spliced from 2 exons.
AUGCCAAAAUCAAAAAGAAAUAAAGUCAUUUCAUUAACUAAAACAAAAAAAAAUCCUAUUGGUCAUAAAUAAAAGAUAAGUAGUAAACUAAAUGAAUGUAUCGAAAAAUACGAUAAUAUAUUUCUUUUUUCUCAUUAAAACAUGACAACUAUACCUUUUAGACAAAUAUAAUAAGAAUGGAAUGAUUCAAAAUUUUUCUUAGGAAAAAAUAAAGUAAUGUAAGUUAUUUUAGGUAGAGAUUAAUAAAAUGAAUAAAAAGAAAAUUUGCAUAAAUUAUCUUAAUAAAUAAAAGGAGAUUGUGGUCUUUUAUUCACUAGUAAAUCUCUUAAUGAAGUUUAAUAGUAAAAAUUAUAUAAUACAUAAAUACUUAUAUAAAUAUCAAGAUAUUUUAAUGAAUAUGAAUGCCUAGAAUAUGCCAAAGCCGGAACAAUAGCAGAUGAGACAAUCAUAUUAUAAAAAGAUAGUGAUGUAUUUAAAACUUUUUCACAUUCGAUGGAUAAUUAUUUAAGAUAAUUGGGUAUUGAUGUAAUGUUAAAUAAAGGAGAACUAUAAAUUCAAACUGAUUUUAUUUUAUGUUAAAAAGGAAAAGCAAUAAAUACUGAAUAAGCAAAAAUAUUAGUAAAAAAUUAAAAUAUAUAUAAAACAAUAAUAUAUUUACUAAAAUAAAAUUAGAAAUUAUUAAAACAAAAGAAAGCAUAAUUUAAAAUAAUUUUAAAAUGUUAUUAUCAUAAGCCUAAAUUAGCUUUUAUUUAAUUAGAAUGA